Messenger RNA from Cotesia glomerata, 4394 nucleotides. RefSeq names its product structural maintenance of chromosomes protein 4-like (gene glu). Lineage: Eukaryota; Metazoa; Arthropoda; Insecta; Hymenoptera; Braconidae. Gene Ontology annotation, molecular function: ATP hydrolysis activity; ATP binding; protein binding. The record is from RefSeq and is a predicted model, not a curated record. Bases 176 to 4300 code for a protein of 1374 amino acids. Gene Ontology annotation, biological process: mitotic chromosome condensation. Gene Ontology annotation, cellular component: chromosome. The transcript is spliced from 2 exons.
UAAUAAAAAAAAUAUGAAAAUAUUUGUUAUUUGUGCAAUUAAUCUCUCAAUUAUUCAAGAAGAAUUUACAAAAGUGUCAAAAAAAUAGGAUUGAAUCUUUAAGAAUUCUUAACAAAAAAAAAAAAAAUUAUUAAAACCCAACGUCACCAACAACAAAAAUUAAAAAAUUACUAAAAUGUCCGGGAGAAAAAAAUCAGGAGAGAAAACUCCCGAAGAAAUGGACGUGGACGACGCAGACGUGACCGGUCUGGACACCAAGGAAGGAGGUAUAAGGAUAGACUCGGAAAUUUACAUUCCCCCAGCGCCAAAAAUCUACCACGCGGAUAACCACCAAGGCCCGCGACUGAUGAUCGAGAAGAUAGUCAACAAAAACUUCAAGAGUUACGCAGGAAUAGUCGAGAUCGGACCUUUCCACCAGUGCUUUAGCGCGAUAGUGGGUCCUAACGGUAGCGGCAAGAGCAACAUCAUCGACGCGAUGCUGUUCGUCUUCGGGUACCGCGCCACGAAGAUCAGGUCAAAGAAAAUAUCCGAAUUAAUUCACCGCUCCGGCGAGCAUCCGAACAUUAAUAGCUGCACCGUGGAGGUGCAUUUCCAGAAGAUAGUAGACCUGGACAACGAGGAGCGUAACUACAAAGUGGUCCCCAACAGCAGCGUAGUGAUAUCCAAGACUGCCUUCAAGGACAACACGUCCUACUAUGAGUUGAACCACAAGAAAGUGCAAUUUAGAGAAAUCGCCAAGAUGUUGCGCGACGACGGGGUCGACCUGGACCACAACCGCUUCCUUAUUUUACAGGGAGAGGUCGAGCAGAUUGCUCUGAUGAAGCCCAAGGCUGCUAACGAUAACGAUUGUGGCAUGCUGGAGUUCCUGGAGGACAUUAUCGGGACCUCGAGGUACAAUGAACCGCUGUUGAAGCUGGCUGAGAAGUUUGAGCGCACUGGUGAAGUUGUUACUGAGAAACUCAAUAGGCUCAGGAUUGUCGAGCAUGAGAAAGAUGAAUUAAGGGGUCCUAUGGAGGACGCGGUUAGUUAUAUGCGCUGUGAAAAUGCUAUUACUAAAUUACAGUACCAGUUGUAUCAUUGCAAGAAGGCUCAGUAUGUUGAUAAUUGCAAAAAACACCAGGAACGUUGUGAUGAAAUUUCUGAAGACUUUAAAAAUCUUAAAACUGAAAUGAGCGAAGUUUCCAAAGCCAAACUGGAAAAAACUUUAGAUUUAAAGACAAAAACCAGCGCCUGGGAUGAAAUUCAAAAAGAAUCUGACGCUGUGACGAGUAAGUUUAAUAAGCUGAGGAAAAAAGACGAGAAUUUGCACCAAGAGUUGGUGGAGACUAACAAAAGACGCAAGGGAAAUAUCGUGACGGUUAAAAGCGAGAAGGAAAAAUUGGAGCAGUUGCAGAAAGUCCCGGAGAAAAGCGCGAAGGAAAUUCAGGAAGUUGAGAAGCUGAUAGAGAGACACUUGGCCUCGCAGAAAAAAGAAGAAGCUACUCUUGAGGAAUUAAUGAGCACGUUGCAGGAAAAAACGGAACCGCUGAUGAACAAGCGGCAAGAGUACGAGAGCCAGUUGAUGAAGCAUCGGAAAAAAAUCGACGCUGCGCAGGCAGCUUUUAAUCUCGCGGACUCCGAGCUGCAGUUGUGCACCUCUGUUGAGAAGGUGGAGAAAGAAAAGCUUGAAAAGCUUCAGGCGAAGUUCAAGGAAACAUCGGAGACUUUAAAAGAGCGUCAGGCUAAGCUUGCUGAGCUUGAGCAGAAUAUUCCUGGGGCUGAGAAAAAUUUAGCGGUGAUGCAGAAGAAGUUGGAGGGCAUGCGGGUCAAUGAUGCUAAAGUUAGUUCGGAAAUCAAGCGGAUGAGGAUGCAAGUUGAGGAGAAGAGGUCGGCUAUGCAGGCGCACAGGUCUAGGAAUAGAAUUCUAGACGCGUUGAUGAGGGAAAAAAGAGAGGGAAGACUUCCUGGGAUUCUUGGGAGACUUGGAGAUUUAGGAGCUAUCAAUAAUAAGUAUGACGUCGCUGUUUCUACCGCGUGCGGCCGGCUGGAUAAUAUUGUGGUUGAUACUAUCGACACUGCUCAAGCGUGUAUUGAAUUUUUGAGGGUUAAUAAUAUCGGGAGAGGCGUUUUUAUUGCCUUGGAUAAAAUUCAGCGGCUGGUUUCGCAGUGUCAGAAGAAGAUAACUACUCCUGAGAACAUUCCGAGGCUGUUUGAUUUGAUAACUGUUGAAGAUCCGCAGGUUCUACCGGCGUUUUAUUACGGCUUGUAUGAUACUUUGGUUGCUAAUGAUCUGGAGCAAGCUUCAAGGAUUGGGUACGGAGCCAAGCGCUACCGGGUGGUUACUCUCAAAGGAGAAUUGAUUGAAACUUCGGGAACUAUGAGUGGUGGAGGUAGAAGUGUCUUGCGUGGGAAGAUGGGCCAGAAGGUGAUCAAGGACGGACCUAGUCCGGCGGAGAUUGAAAAGUUGGAAAAAAAUUUAAGAGAAGUAAAUGAAGAGUGUGCUCAGUUGAGAGCCCAACAGCAGCCGUUUGAACUAGAGAUCAACCGGGUGAGCAGAGAGGUAUUUGAGAUGAAGAAUAAUAGAAAUACUUUUGAUCUAGAUGUUCGUUUGAUGACUGAACAGCUUCCUCAACUUGAAGCUCAGUUGAAGAUUCAGGAGAAAAAAGCUGCUAGUGCUGUUUCUAAUCCUGCCAAAGUUAAAGAAUUGAAGAGGGCUGCUGAUAAAGCGGAAGCGGAAUUGGAGGAGAAGAAAGAACUGGCUCAGGUUAUUGAGAGGAAAUUUAAGAAGAUUAAUGACCAGAUUAAUGAAUUAACUGGGGAGAAGAUCAAGGAACAGCAGCAGGUUAUUCAGAAAAUUAUUAAGGCUAUCGAAAAAGCAAAGGAUGAAGUUUGCAGAUUGCAGGUUGCUGUUAAAACUGCGGAGAGGAAUGCGAAGAAAACUCAGGAGCGUAUUGAGAGUCUGGAAAAUGAUGUUGAAGUUUGUGCUGGUAGGAUUCAUGAUAUUCAGAAGGAGAAGAAGCAGUAUGAAGAAGAUGCUAAGGCUCUGUUGGCGGUUAUUGAAGAGUGUGCUGAUAAGUUGAAGGAUAGGGUUGAUACUACUAAUUUGUUGAGGAAGGAGUUGCAAAGUUUGCAAGAACGCGAGGAUAAAAUGAAGGCGCUGAAGAUUGACUUGGAGCAAAAAUUGGGAGAUACUAAGAAAGCUCUCGCGGAAGUUAGGCACAAGAUUGAAGAUUAUGAGCGGAGGAUCACGACUUUGAAGAUUAAUGACAUUCCUGGGGAAGUUGUGGAUAAAUUGACGCCCCUUAGUGAUGAAGAUGCUGAAGCGUUGGAUUCGAGGACUUUAGCGGCAAAUUUAGCUGCUGCUAAGGAGAGACUUCCGAAAGAGGUUCCUAAUAUGCAGGCGAUUGAUAGUUAUCUCCAGAAAGAGGAGGUGUUUUUAAAGCGCUCGGCUGAGGUUGAGGAAGCUUCUGCUGAGAAGAAUAAAACUCGCUUGAAUCUUGAUAUGGUUAAAAGAAAAAGGCACGAAGAAUUCUUCGCUGGGUUCUCGAUUAUUAAUUCUAAGUUGAAGGAGAUGUACCAGAUGAUCACGCUUGGCGGAGCUGCGGAUUUAGAGUUUGUUGAUUCUUUGGAUCCGUUUACGGAGGGAGUUGCGUUUAGUGUCAGACCGCCUAAGAAGUCUUGGAAGAAUAUCACCAAUUUGAGUGGAGGCGAGAAGACUUUGAGCUCCUUAGCGCUUGUCUUUGCGCUCCAUCAUUACAAACCGACUCCGUUGUAUUUUAUGGAUGAGAUUGACGCGGCGCUGGAUUUUAAAAACGUCUCUAUUGUUGGGAGUUAUAUUAAAGACAGAACGAAAAACGCGCAGUUUAUUGUGGUGAGCUUGAGGUCGGAAAUGUUCGAACUGGCUGAUACUCUGGUUGGAAUUUUUAAAACCCACAAUGCGACUAAAUGCGCCGCUCUUAAUAUGAAAGAGUUUGCUGCGAAAAAUCCACAGAUAGCGCAGAGGGAAAAGGAAAAGCAGGAAAAAUUUUACAGCAGUGGAAAAAGAACUCAGAUCAAGAAAAUUUCCGGGUCUCAACAGUUACCUUCGACUUGUCCGGCUGUCGUUGAGAGGACCGUUGUUCCGAAUUCUAGUGCAAAUACCAGCAAGAAAGACCUGGGCAGUGUCUUCAGUAAGCAGACCCAUUCUCCUCAGGCUAAGAGACUCAGAAGGUCCGCGCUCAGGAGAGGAGCUUCUUUAGAUUCUCUCAAUCUUUCGCCGUCUAAGUCUGAUGAUGGAUCUGUGGAUAAAAAAAAGAGAAAGCUUGAUUUACUAAAAAGGUAAUUUUAGAGUAAUUUUGACGAAAUAUUUCUAUAUUGUUAAAUUAAUUGAUAAUGAACUUUUAUAAUCGGGACAGAGAUGUAGUUUUGUAAUUAUA